Molecule: messenger RNA, 629 nt
Organism: Kockovaella imperatae
Lineage: Eukaryota; Fungi; Basidiomycota; Tremellomycetes; Tremellales; Cuniculitremaceae
Exons: 2
Coding region: 32-490 (152 amino acids)
Source: RefSeq, a predicted model, not a curated record
AGCAGCAGCAGCAGCAGCAGCAGAUCAGCGCAUGUGCCUCCGAAAAAAUUACCACCAACUCACCAUCCAUGAUCUGACCAACCCUGGUUGGAGCUCUCAGCUUCGGACUCUGUGCUCAAUCCUCCAUCUUCACCCAACAGUACCGAGGCCGCCAUACUGCUACUACUUGUCGGCAAGUGAAUACUGUGACGAUCUCCACUUGGCCCUGCCUUGCCUCCAUUCGCCUGCAUUGAUCUACUCCGGUCCUCGUCGACGCGUUGAUAUGAACAAUGAGAGGGUCUUAUUUUCCAAGACGACCCACCCCCGUAAUCUCGGAGCAAAAAAGGAGAAAACUAACCGGCGGUAUCCGACUGCGCAAUUGGGUGGGAUGGGUGGAGAGGGGGACUGGGGGGGGACUAGCAGCCGUGCCCUUCGCUAUGCCAGCUGUGUCUCAUUGAUCUGCUGCUGUCUGUGCCUGUGGAUGCCUUGUACUGUAGGCUGUAGGCUGUAGGCUGCUGCGGAAUACAUUUUACGGCAUUCUGUUGAUCAACUCCCCAGUGACCACAGAGUGCCACAUCCAGGUGCCUCAUUCGGCGAUAUGAUGUAAUGCCGAUGUCAUGUAUGUCGCCGCCCAGGCCAGAGCCAUGCCG